GGGCCCAGAGUUGUUAGAUCCUCCGAUUCUCCAAGAGCAGCUGAACGAAUCUCCUGAACAGCGUAUGUAGUCUUCUGUGUCAAACGUUGAAGAAAAACACACCUACAGUAGCGGGUAGUCCCUGCGCUGCCCGUUUGGCAGUCUCUGUUUGGGGGUGGUUUUUAGUUUUGCCCACCUCCUGCUCUGUCUAGAAAUCCCUUCUCAGCUCUCAGGCCAAGGUGAAAAGGAAACUCUCACCUUCUCCCAGCUGGGGCCUGGCGGCAUCUUGAACUUUCUGAUCCUCAUAAUCCUUGGUCUCGGGAAAUAUUAAUGAUUUAAUCUCCCGAGCUCUCUCCUUCACCUCUGCAGCCAUAGCGGCGAGAUCCACAGGCCAGACCCACAGAAGCCCAGCUUGGCACGAAACACCUCCCGACUCCGUCUUGCCACGAACUAUAAGCCUUUCCUGGGAAGGCCAGCCGGAGCUACCUCUCCACCAAAGUAGCCAGUGGGAUUCGCCAUGGGCGAGGUGACGGCAGAGCAGGUGGAGAAGUUCCUGGACUCGAAUAUCAUGUUUGCCAAACAGUACUACAACCUCCACUACCGGGCCAAGGUCAUCUCAGACCUGCUAGGGGCCAAGGAGGCAGCCGUGGACUUCAGCAACUACCACUCGCUGAGCAGUGUGGAGGAGAGUGAAAUCAUCUUCGACCUCCUGCGGGACUUCCGAGAAAAUUUGCAGGCGGAGAGAUCCGUCUUCAACGUCAUGAAGAAGCUGUGCUUCCUCAUGCGGGCAGACCGCAUGAGCCUGUUCAUGUACAGGGUCCGAAAUGGCAUCGCAGAGCUAGCCACCCGGCUCUUCAACGUCCACAAGGAUGCUGUUCUUGAGGAAUGCCUGGUGGUGCCCGACUCAGAGAUUGUGUUCCCCCUGGACAUGGGUGUGGUGGGUCACGUCGCGCACUCUAAAAAGAUCACCAACGUCCUCAACACAGAAGAGGAUGAGCAUUUCUGUGACUUCGUGGACACCCUCACAGAGUACCAGACCAAGAACAUCUUGGCUUCCCCCAUAAUGAAUGGGAAGGAUGUGGUGGCCAUAAUCAUGGCUGUGAAUAAAGUGGACGGGCCCCACUUCACCAAGACAGACGAGGAGAUUCUUCUCAAGUACCUUAAUUUUGCAAAUCUAAUCAUGAAGGUAUACCACCUGAGUUACCUGCACAACUGUGAGACUCGGCGUGGCCAGGUACUGCUGUGGUCUGGGAGCAAAGUCUUCGAAGAGCUUACGGACAUCGAGAGGCAGUUCCACAAAGCCCUGUACACGGUCCGAGCCUUCCUCAACUGUGACAGAUAUUCUGUGGGGCUCUUAGACAUGACCAAGCAGAAGGAAUUUUUUGAUGUCUGGCCAGUCCUGAUGGGGGAGGCUCCACCCUAUUCUGGUCCCAGGACUCCGGAUGGAAGGGAAAUCAACUUUUACAAGGUCAUUGACUACAUCCUACAUGGCAAAGAAGACAUCAAAGUAAUCCCGAAUCCACCUCCUGAUCAUUGGGCUUUAGUAAGCGGUCUGCCCACCUAUGUUGCCCAGAAUGGCCUGAUUUGCAACAUCAUGAAUGCGCCUGCGGAGGACUUUUUUGCAUUCCAGAAAGAGCCUCUGGAUGAGUCUGGAUGGAUGAUUAAGAAUGUCCUUUCUAUGCCAAUUGUGAACAAGAAGGAAGAAAUUGUUGGGGUGGCCACGUUUUACAAUCGCAAAGAUGGGAAGCCCUUUGAUGAGAUGGACGAGACCCUCAUGGAGUCUUUGACUCAAUUCCUGGGCUGGUCCGUCUUAAACCCUGACACCUAUGAGUCAAUGAACAGACUUGAAAACAGGAAGGAUAUUUUCCAGGACAUGGUAAAAUACCACGUGAAGUGUGACAAUGAAGAAAUCCAGAAAAUCCUGAAAACCAGAGAGGUGUACGGGAAGGAGCCGUGGGAAUGUGAGGAAGAGGAACUCGCUGAGAUCCUGCAAGGAGAGCUGCCUGAUGCAGAGAAGUACGAAAUCAAUAAGUUCCACUUCAGCGACUUGCCCCUCACGGAACUGGAGCUGGUGAAAUGUGGGAUACAGAUGUACUAUGAGCUCAGAGUGGUGGACAAAUUUCACAUUCCUCAGGAGACCGGAAAGCUGAAGCGAUACUUCACGGACCUAGAGGCCUUGGCCAUGGUCACCGCUGCCUUCUGCCAUGACAUUGACCACAGAGGCACCAACAACCUCUACCAGAUGAAAUCCCAGAACCCACUGGCCAAGCUCCAUGGGUCCUCCAUCUUGGAAAGACACCACUUGGAGUUCGGCAAAACAUUGCUGAGAGAUGAGAGCCUGAAUAUCUUCCAAAAUCUCAAUCGCAGACAGCAUGAGCAUGCAAUCCACAUGAUGGAUAUAGCAAUCAUUGCCACAGACCUCGCCCUGUAUUUCAAGAAGAGAACAAUGUUCCAAAAGAUUGUGGAUCAGUCUAAGACGUAUGAAACCCAACAGGAGUGGACGCAGUACAUGAUGCUGGAGCAGACACGGAAGGAAAUUGUUAUGGCCAUGAUGAUGACCGCCUGUGAUCUCUCGGCCAUCACCAAGCCCUGGGAGGUGCAGAGUAAGGUAGCUCUGCUGGUUGCCGCGGAAUUCUGGGAACAAGGUGACCUUGAGCGCACAGUGCUGCAACAGAACCCCAUUCCCAUGAUGGACAGAAACAAGGCGGAUGAACUCCCCAAGCUUCAGGUCGGCUUCAUUGACUUUGUUUGCACCUUUGUCUACAAGGAAUUCUCCCGCUUCCACGAGGAGAUCACUCCCAUGCUGGAUGGGAUCACCAACAACCGCAAGGAGUGGAAGACGCUCGCCGACGAAUACGAUGCCAAGAUGAAGACCCUGGAGGAGGAGAAGCAAAAGCGAGAGGCAGCCAAGCAAGCAGCGGCAGGAAAUCAGCCGGGGGAAAGCCCCAGCCAAGCAGGGGGCACACCUGCAUCCAAGUCCUGCUGUAUCCAGUAAUGCUGACCAGCAUCGGCUGAACGGAAUGGCACCACCCUUCGCGGAAAGACACUACCCAAGCCAGCAGAAAACCAAAAGCCUGCUUGCAAAGUAAAAGAGUAAUAGGAUUUGAAAGCUGAAAGAGAAUUUAGCUUACAUCCUAUCUAGUGGUGUUCAAACAUUUUUUGUUUUGAGUAUUUUACUGAGCUAAAACCAAUAUUCUAGCUUUCAUAGAUAGCAAUUAAACAUUUCAUUAAGGGCAGCUUCACCUGCUUGCUUAGAAUCAUUUUUGUCCUUAUACUUUGUUUUCUUGUAACAAUUGUCAAGCAUCCUCAAAAGUAGAGAACUGUAUAACAAAUCCCUCCCUCCUUCCUCAUCACCCAGAUUCCAAUAUCAAGAUUUUGCCACAUUUGCUCAUCCAUCCUUUUACAUUUCUUUUGCACUUUUUUCUCUUAGCUGAAGUUUUUUCUUUAUUAAAUUGAU
Zalophus californianus (California sea lion) is the source of this 3436-nucleotide messenger RNA. RefSeq names its product phosphodiesterase 6A (gene PDE6A). The record is from RefSeq and is a predicted model, not a curated record. The transcript is spliced from 21 exons. The coding region runs from base 497 to 2974 and encodes 825 amino acids. Gene Ontology annotation, biological process: signal transduction. Gene Ontology annotation, molecular function: 3',5'-cyclic-nucleotide phosphodiesterase activity; protein binding. Lineage: Eukaryota; Metazoa; Chordata; Mammalia; Carnivora; Otariidae.